AUGUCUAACUCUAACAGCAAAAUAUCUUUAUCCACUGAAGAUAAUCACGCUAUCAAGAACGAAUAUAAGACAUGGUACAAACAUGAUGGUAGUAAAUAUGGUCUGACUUCUAUGGAGAGACUUCAGCAAUUCAUGUUGAUGAACGGCAGAGAAAACCUCAAUAUGUAUCUUGGUGGUGACAAGGAAGGACGAACAUUCAAGUCGUCAAAGGUUACAAUACUAAAUAAAUGCAACCAGUAUUUUCAGGAGCAAGGAGUUUAUCAAACUACAAUCCAAAUAAAGUCGAGGCUUAACAAUCUUUUGACAAAACAAUAUAGAGAAGCCUAUCGUGUUUGGAAGAAUAGUAUUAAAAAUAAUUCUAAUGACGAAGGCUCUAUCAGUGAAAAAGAAGGCUUAAAGUCUGAAUUGAAUCAAAUCUACCCUGCUUUCUUUCAGAUGGAAAAGGACAGUGAGCAAAGCAAUGGCGAUGAUGACAACACGGAUGAAGAAUCAGCUGAAAACAGUCAUAGCAGCAACAAUGCAGAAUAUGACAGCCAAAAUGAUAACAUGUCUGUACUCUGCUCCUCUCCUCCUAAGUCAAGCUCUUCUAGAAAACACAGAAGAGUAGAUGUCAAAUAUAAAGAGUUAGCAAAAGAGAUAACAAGACAACUUAAUGAGUCUUCUGUGUCCCUAGAGGCAAAAAUAAAACGGCUUUAUAGAGAAAAGCUAGAAGUUCUUAAGGGCGAUCUUCACACUAAGUGA
Molecule: messenger RNA, 741 nt
Organism: Phycomyces blakesleeanus NRRL 1555(-)
Lineage: Eukaryota; Fungi; Mucoromycota; Mucoromycetes; Mucorales; Phycomycetaceae
Exons: 3
Coding region: 1-741 (246 amino acids)
Source: RefSeq, a predicted model, not a curated record